Messenger RNA from Medicago truncatula (barrel medic), 651 nucleotides. RefSeq names its product transcription factor SRM1. The coding region runs from base 1 to 651 and encodes 216 amino acids. The record is from RefSeq and is a predicted model, not a curated record. The transcript is spliced from 2 exons. Gene Ontology annotation, molecular function: DNA binding. NCBI's taxonomy places the organism in Eukaryota, Viridiplantae, Streptophyta, Magnoliopsida, Fabales, Fabaceae.
AUGGUAGAGAAUUCUCUAGGCUAUAGUCUUCAUGGCAUGAUGAAUGAUUUCCAAGAAGAUGAUUAUUGGUUGAUGAAGGAAACUAUGCUAUGUAGUGUUGAUCAAAUCAAUCAACACAACAUCGAUGAAGUGGUGCUAGAUGAUAAUAUUGCAUCAACGAGCGUUUCACUUUUUGGAUAUGACUCAGUUGAUUCUUUCAACUUCUCUCCUCAUGCAACUGAUAGUAAUAACAAUAGAACUACGAAUAUCGUAGAAUCCAAAAAGAAAUCAUUCAAGAAAGUGGUUCAUUGGUCAUGUGAUGAACACAUGCGUUUCUUGAAGGGACUUGUAGACGGCAAAGACGGAAAGUGGAAAGAAAUCUCUAAGGACUAUGUAAAAACAAAGACUCCACCCCAAGUAGCAAGCCAUGCUCAAAAGUACGAAAAAAGGCAAAAGCAAAGACUUGAUGAUGAUAGCAAAAAUAUGAAAAGGAAACUUAGGGCUAGCAUCCAUGAUAUAACUACUCUUGAUCUUCUUGGAAGUGAUGACUCAUAUGCGUGGUUUUUUGGUGACCAAGUGAUUGAAGACGACAACAAUAACAAUAGAUCACUCUCAGUCACAACUUUCAACCAAGAAUGUGAUCAAGAUCAUGAAGUUGUUGCUUCCACUUGA